GAUUGUAUUAGACGAUUGUAUACACUCGGGCACUGAGGGCGCGUGAACCUUCUCUCGUCUAAACGCAUUAAUGAAGAGGAAAAUUGAUUUCUGCACAUAGUGAUAACAGCAAUAAGACUGUAACAUGGCUAUACAAAGGAUAUUACGGGCGGUUAUCAUGGGACCUCCGGGUUCGGGGAAAGGCACCGUGUCAGGGCGCAUUGUAAAAAGUUUCGGAUUAGCACAUCUUUCAAGUGGGGACCUUCUGAGGUCCAACAUAAAAUCUAAAACAGAGUUGGGUCUCCUGAUGAAGUCAUGCAUUGAUCAGGGACAGCUGGUACCUGAUGAUGUCAUCUCCCGUCUCAUCUUGACCGAGAUGAGGAAUAUGGACCAGAGCAGCUGGCUGCUGGACGGAUUCCCCCGUACUGUGGUUCAGGCAGAGUCCCUGGACAACGUGUUCAGAGUAGACACAGUCAUCAACCUAGACGUGCCUUUCCAGACUAUUAAACAGAGGUUGACCUCCCGUUGGGUCCACCAGCCCAGUGGACGGGUCUACAACAUUGACUUCAACCCUCCCAAGAUCGCUGGUAUCGAUGAUGUCACCGGAGAGCCUCUGACUCAGAGAGAUGAUGACACACCAGACACGGUUAACAGAAGGCUGAAGGCCUACGAGAACCAGACGCAGCCGGUCUUAGAGUACUACAGGAGUAAAGGGGUGUUGGAGACAUUCUCAGGAACAGAAACCAACAAGAUUUGGCCUCAUGUUCAGGCCUUCCUGUCCAAAAAACUCUUGGCACAAAAUGAAACAGUUGGUGAGAAAGCUUAGUGUCCAUUUUGAGGGAAAUGAAUGGAUCAGUUCACCAGAACUUCAAAUAGGAAUUACCUUUUCGGUCCAAAGCCUAGCAGUAACUAUGUGCCUGUAUAAGACCAUGCCACUUAAGACCACACAUUGAGUCAAUGCCACUUUCCAUCUCUGUUCACUACCUAUCUAACCUUUUCUAAGAUCUGUUUGAAUUUUCUUGACAACUUGCACGGUCACACCAAAUAAUGGCUGUACACUCUAAAAAGUAGAGGUUCUAGGAAGAAAAAUGUAAACGGUUCUCUAUUAAAAGAGGUUUUUGAAAAACCCUCUACAAGAACUUCAACUCAUAUAAGUAUUUUAUAAAAAAGGAGGGGGAACUUGUCUUGAGGUCCAAGGUUUCAGUGUUAAGGACCCCUACAUGGUCCUCCAGGAACCUUUUCUUUUUAGAAUAUAAGAGUUGGCAGGACAGAACAAGCAGGUCUAGAACCAAACCAAGCUGUUCCAUAUGUACAGUGGAUAUAAAAA
This is a messenger RNA of Esox lucius (northern pike), 1306 nucleotides long. It is a transcript of the gene ak3, whose product is annotated as adenylate kinase 3. The transcript has 5 exons. The record is from RefSeq and is a predicted model, not a curated record. Gene Ontology annotation, molecular function: AMP kinase activity; ATP binding. Gene Ontology annotation, biological process: nucleobase-containing compound metabolic process. Lineage: Eukaryota; Metazoa; Chordata; Actinopteri; Esociformes; Esocidae. Bases 125 to 805 code for a protein of 226 amino acids. Gene Ontology annotation, cellular component: mitochondrion; cytoplasm.